Messenger RNA from Naegleria gruberi, 2109 nucleotides. RefSeq lists its product as uncharacterized. NCBI's taxonomy places the organism in Eukaryota, Heterolobosea, Eutetramitea, Acrasida, Naegleriidae. The transcript has a single exon. The coding region runs from base 1 to 2109 and encodes 702 amino acids. The record is from RefSeq and is a predicted model, not a curated record.
AUGGGAGCUGGAUGUAGUUCUCACUUUGAGGUACUACUACACAGUGAGCCAAGCUCUUAUCGUCGUCAUCAGAGCAAUACCACCAGCACAACUUUAAACACCAAUGGUAAUGGCAUGGUCGGUUCUCAAAGGGGAGGUGUGGAAAAUGUAUAUCAUCAGAAUGAUAAUUCUCUUGCAAAUUCUGCCAGGUUUCAAUUCGGAAAGAAGCAAUCACGAGAGAAUUCUGUGUCAUCUGAAAUUGAAACUUUGGAUCUGAGGGCAAAGAAGGUAUCAUCAUUUAGAAUUCCUGGCCUUCGUGUGAGCUGGAUUGGUUUUCCCCAAACUCCACAAGGAAAAUCUCAAGAGGAAGUGAAUUUGGAAUUGUGUUGUUCUUACCUCCCACAACAUUUGCUCUUCUGUUUGAGAUAUAUUUAUUAUGGAGGUGAGGGGAAGCAAUAUAAGAAAAAGCUAGCCACUCCUCUUCCACAAAGUUUUUCACACAACGAUGGAAGUUGUCUUGUAGAUAAUGAAAGCAAGUGGUCUGCCUUUGUCUCUGUAAAUACCGACUACUCUUCUCACUAUCAAGAUUCCCAUGCACAUAAUAAUGGGAAAAUAGCUUCAAUCUUCAAGAGAAGACUCUCCACAUCAACAACCAACACGAUGAGAACCAACCGUUCAGGUGGUAAUAGGAAUAAUAAGACAAAAGCUGCAAAACCAGUAGUCUCUGCAGCACAACAGGAAGAGGAUAGGAUCAAGCAAGUACUUCCAUUGAGUGAAUUUGGGAAUGAGACUUGCAUCCUGGUGAUUGAAAUGAAGGGAUUUUCAAAAGUUGUGGACUCUUUCUAUGAUUGUUCAACAAAUUGUGAUGUUGCGGAAAUUUCCAGAUAUAUUUAUUACAUGUACACUACGUUAAUUGCGAUCAUUCAUGACAUGGGGGGUGAUAUUGAGAAAUUUGAGGCUGAUCUUUUGGUGUGUCAAUUCUUUUCACCUAGAGUGGAUCGCUCAUUCACUGAUUCAAUUCUUUCUGCCAUUCAAUGUGCAUUCAGGAUUCAAUCAUUGGCCAAUUUAAAGACCUACAAGUGUAUUAGUGAAAGUGCACCUUUGGAAAUUAAAUGUUUGAUAGGUGUUGGAGAUUCCUUAUCGUAUCAUUUGGGUGGUUUUGGAAAUCAUUGGAUGAGAAUGUUUGGAGGCCAAGUUGUUUAUCAAACAAGGAAACGUCUGAAGGAUUGUAAGGAAGGAUUAGUCUUCAUUACCAAGGAUGCCUAUAACAAGUGUAAACAAUCCUUAGUGGCGAGUGAGGAACCAGGGAAUCUCUUUUUAGUAACUCACGUUACUAAAGAUAUUGAUCAUCAUCCACUUGCUUCGAUAACAUUUCAUUGUUCCUUCUCACAGGCAAUUCUUCUCUUUUUGAAUAAGAAUUUACUUUAUGGAAUUGAAACUAAAACAAUCGAGUCAAUGAAUUCAGUUGUGGAAUUGGUGGUGUGUACACAUUCAAUUAAGGCAUCUCUAUUUGGGUCGAGCAUUCCAGAACAUGAUUUAACCGUUAAGAAUAAGAUUGUAACCUCAGUACAAGAAAUUAUAGAGCAAUAUAAUGCCACGUUCCAUGACUUGUUCUACGAGAAGGAUUGUGUCAUGUUUGUGUAUACCUUCGAGAGACAUAUUGCUGAGGAAAAUCCAUCGCUAGUGAUUCAAUGUAUGAGAGAAAUUGUGGAAAGAGAACAAUUACAAUUUACAGGAAUUGGAUAUGCAACUGGAUACAGUUUUAGAGGAAGUGUUGGAUCUGACUUUCGAAGAGAAUAUGGACUAUUUGGAGAGUUGAUAAAGCGUUCCAUUUCAUUCUGUAACUAUGCCAAUGACCAUUUGAAAGGGUCCAUUGUUUGUGAUGGUAAUACAGCCACCAUCUUGGAAGAAGUGUGUACUAUUAAGCCAUUAGGAACGUGUCACUUGGAAGGAGUCAGAAAUCAAAAAUUGCAUUCAGUCCUGUUAGAUGUUCCUCCAACAGCAGAAGACUUUUUCUUUCCAAAAGGAUACAAUGAGCAUAAAAGAGCAUCAGAAGGAAACGUUUUCUUGAAUCUUGAUUCUCACCAUUUAUCAAAGUUGACUCAUAUGCUAUUACAACAAAAGGAUUAA